AUGAGCAAUACUUUCAAAAGAAACAAUACAAUUAACUCCAUACUUAACCAUGAAGACACUCAAAGAUCAUCUUCCUCCAAGAACCCCCAUUCUAUUGACAUAAAUGCCACUGCAACUAGUAACGUUCCCACCUCUACUGAUAAAACCGAAGGCGCACUAACUGAUGAUAAUUCCCUUGGUGUUACCAGCUUAUUAUUCAAUCUGAAGUCUACAAAGUCUCUAUUUGAUAUUUACUCUAAAAGUAAAGUAUCAAAGGCUGAACUAACUAAUUUAUUACUACAGACUUUAAAUGAUUUGGGUUAUAAAAACACUUUUGAUACUUUAAAAAACGAAUCUAAAAUUGCUCUUAAUCCUACUGAUAUUGAUUCGAAUAAUACGGACCCUGAUAACAAGAUUUCAAAUUUUAUUAAAUACAUUCAAAUCGGUGAUUUUGAUAAAGCAGAAGAUUUAAUUCCUUUUUUGUCUUUCAAAACAAAUUAUUUUGAUACCUUUAACACUGAUCUUAUUUACCCAGUUUCAGUCGCAAAAUCUAUCAACAAUAAUAUUGAGGAUCACGAAAUUAAAAAAACAAAUGCUAAAAAGGAGCAAUCUUCAGAAGAGAUUUUAAGAAAAUUAGAACUGGAUACCAUAAAUGUUUUAAAAACUUUGACCAAAUCAUUAAUAAAAAGACACAAAUUAUUAGAAUCUUUAUUUUUACAUAAUGACGUCCUAAAAUCAACCCAAAUCUUAAUGAAUGAAAUAAAUUUUAUAAAUCUUAAACCUGUUGAAUCCUUUUUUUCAAUAUCAAAUGUUUACAGUGUUAGAGAUUUUAUUAACGACCAAAGCCUUUUACUGUCGUUAAUUUUAAACCAAAAACUAAUUUUGAAUUAUAGCCCAACCUAUUUCAAUAUCAAAGAGCUUAUUUCUUUUUUGCAAGACAACGGAUUUUUCUUAAAUCUUGAUUUUAAUAAAUCCUAUAAUUUUGAAGAAUUAUCUCAAACUCAAUUACACUCAAUGUUGAAAAUUUCAAGAAGUUUUUUAAUUAACAAACUUUCAAAAUUUUUGAAUUAUCAUCAGCUAAUACCUCCACAUAGAUUAUUAUCAAUUAUUAAUCAAGCAAGGUUGUAUCAAGAAUCCAGAAAUCUAAUCACACUAGGUUAUAUUGACGAUCCAAAUAACUCCCUUUCAAAUUAUAGUGUUAAAAAUAACAAUUCUUUGUUUGAGGAUUUUCAGUUUCCAUUAAAAAAAUUUCCAAAUAAAAUCUUACAAACUCUAGAUUUUAAUUCAGUUAGUUUUAAAACUCCUCGAAUUCAAAGUUGGUUUGUCAAAUUUUCAAAUAAUGGAAAAUACCUUGCAACUACCACAACUAGCGGAAUCAUUUAUAUUCAUCAAGUUUCAAAUUUUAAUUAUUUUGAAGAUGUUGAGGAUGAUCAAUUUUAUAAUUCAUCCAGCUUCAAAUUAGUUAAAAGGCUAGUGGGUCAUAAAAAGAAUGUUUCAUAUCUUUCUUGGUCCUCAAAUGAUGAAAAACUAUUAAGUAGUGAUUCUUGUAGGGUUAAGGUUUGGAAUUUAAUCUCAGGUAAAUGUGAAUCAAAAAUCCAUAUUGAUGUUAAUCCUGAAAAGUCAAAAAAUAAAACAACCAGCAGUGAAAAUUCCAAUGCUGGCAAUAACUCAAUGGGUACUAAUAUUAAUGUUAGUGGUAGUGGUAGCGGUAGUGGCAAUAAUAAUAAUAAUAAUCUCCAUCAUAAUGAAGAAGAUGAGGAUGAGGAUGGGGAUGAAUCUUCAAAUGAAAGAAAAUCAACUUCUAAAAAAUCCUACCCAAGAAUUUCUUCUUGUGUUUGGCUACCAAACUCUGCUGGAUUUGUUUUAGGUUCACCAGAAAAGGAAAUAAUCUAUUUUGAUGCAAACACAUUUAAAGAGAAAUUUAGAAUAUCAACUCAUAGAAUCAAUGAUUUAUGUAUUUCAAAAGAUUCCAAUUAUUUGAUAGGAAUAACUUCAGAUCAAUGUAUUGGUGUUUGGUCACUUAAAACACAUCAAUUAAUUAAAAUGAUAUCUGUUGGGAAAAAAUUAACAUCAUUGACAGUAUCAAGACUCCACCCUUCACAUGUUUUGAUCAAUGUAUUACCAGACUCCAUUCAAUUAUGGGAUUGGGCCAAGGGAAUAUUGUUGAAAAAAUUUGUCGGGCAACAGCAAGAAAACCAUAUAAUAAGAUCAUGUUUUGGAGGAAUCAAUGAAUCUUUAGUUCUUUCUGGUAGCGAAGAUGGCAGAAUAUAUAUAUGGAAUAAAAAAUAUUCAGCUUUAAUAUUAGCAUUAAAGGGGCAUAAUGAGGUUGUUAAUUGUGUUGAUUUUAAUCCAAAGGUCCCAUGGAUGUUUGCAAGUGCCAGCGAUGAUUUUACGGUUAAGAUUUGGGGAUCUGAAGAUGCAUUGGCUGAAAAAAAGAGAUAUCUAAAUGUGUUGGAAGGCUCAAAAGAACCCAAAAGAGAAAACUUGAAUGAAAACAAUAGCGAUGGGAAUUCGUCUAAAAAUCCAAAUACUUUAGAUGUUGGUAAUACUGUCAAUGUAAAUGACACUUCUAGUAGUAGUACAUCUAAUAUUAACCGUUGGAAAAAUGUUAUAGUGGACGAAUUAGAUGACGGUAAAAUAACCGAGAUAUUUAGUAAGGAUGAUGACGAUAGUGACGAAGACAGUGAUGCAGAUGAUAAUGAAAUUGAAAGCGAUGAUGCUGCAAACGAAAGCGAACGCGGAAAUGAUAACGUUGAUAGUGAUGGAGACGAGAUUAUUAAUUGA
This is a messenger RNA of Ascoidea rubescens DSM 1968, 2763 nucleotides long. RefSeq names its product glucose-induced degradation complex subunit GID7 (gene GID7). The transcript has a single exon. Gene Ontology annotation, cellular component: GID complex. Lineage: Eukaryota; Fungi; Ascomycota; Saccharomycetes; Ascoideales; Ascoideaceae. The coding region runs from base 1 to 2763 and encodes 920 amino acids. Gene Ontology annotation, biological process: proteasome-mediated ubiquitin-dependent protein catabolic process. Gene Ontology annotation, molecular function: protein binding. The record is from RefSeq and is a predicted model, not a curated record.